AUGGCAGAAAACCAGCGGCAAGCUCUCCUUUUGAACUUUAGUGUCAACACUAACACUUUCAGGAACGCCCUUCACGGCUUUGGAUCAAGAAAUACCACCCAGCCUUGUUUUCAUUUUAAGCAGCGGAAGACUUGCAAGUUCGGCACCCGCUGCAAGUUCUCGCACGACGCUUCGACCCCGCUACAAACCCCCCAGCCGUACAACCCCAACAGUCACGGCGCUCCUCCCGAUGGAAGAUUGCGUCAGUGGAAGAGGCUCCUGAACCUUGGCGACUAUGGUUGGAACUCGCCGGAGUUGACAACUGCCAAUGCCAGUCGGUUCUUCCAAUUAGGCCUCCAGCUGAUGGACGGUGACGUUGGUGCCGUCCAAGAUGCCAUCAAGCUCCUUGCCAAAGACUCCGGUCUAGCGUUCAUCAAGGCCCUGGCUGAUGUUCAUAUUCCGCGGGCUACCUAUUCCUCCAAGACCAUGCUCUGGGACACCGAGGUCAAACCUCUAUUUGCUCUCAUCACCCACCCUCGAGUUAUAGACUCGGCCGUGUUGGAACAACAAGUCGCCGACUUGUUCAACUACAUGCUGGGAGUUGAAGGUCAGCGGAUGGUUAAAAUCUUCAACUUCAUCAUUGAGCUCGUCUCUGAGCCGGGGCUUGCUGCACACAGGGAGUCGCCAAUGGAGAUACUUGAACUUUCUCUCAGCGUUUUGUCGAAGAUCAUCGACUGCAACACCAAGAACAUUGUCAAUUCGGAGUGCGACAGGCUAGUUUCGGUCUUUGCCCAGAUUGUAAAGACCGUUCCGGGCGAAAAAGACCACUUUUCUCGAUUGCAAGCUUCCAAGUAUAUCGAAUACAUGCAACAACGAAUGGAUACAGGCAAAGGCAUUGCAGAAUGGCACCCUAGCCGUCAUGUACCGCUUGCAAGGGAAGACUUCGUGCUUCGACAUGACCUGCCCGGGACACUGUCUGCUGAUGGGCCUCGUCACAACAACGACCAUGUCGAUAUUACCAAAAUCAAGAUCAUGCCUACUUACGAAGAGAUCGUAUCGCCUCGUGGGGAAUAUCUACCGACUAACAACCCCUCCACAUGGCACGUCAAGGGCAUUCGUGGUCGUCUCGAUCGAGAGUUUCGCCUUGUUAGAGAGGACACAGUCGGACAGCUUCGAGAUGGUGUGCGAGAAACACUAGAGCUGGCCCGAGAGCCUAAUCACAACAAGGCUCGGCAGUCCAAUACUCUCCGAACAUACACCUACGAAAACCCUGUUAUCAUGGAUGUCAACUUCCACCGUGUUGGGGGGCUAGAUAUAUCUAUUUGCUGCCCUCAAAUCCCAGCUGUUAGCAAGCUGAAUGCCAAGAAACGAAAAGAGUGGUGGGUACAGUCCAAGCGGUUACAGGCGGGCGCGCUCGUAUGCCUAUUCAACGUCGCGGGUUCUGUGCUAUUUUGCGUCGUAUCCGACACCACAAGAAGAUUUAAAGAUGAUAAAGACGCUAGGGUGAUCGACGACACAGACCAAGACCCACUGUUUUCUGAACAAGCAAGAAGUCUCUCGGACGAUCAAGACUUUCUCUCCGUGAACCUCAAGCUUGUUGACCCGACAGCAAGUGAAGUAUCGCGGGCUAUGCGAUGGUACAAGAACAUCAAAUCUUAUCCAAAAAGAUAUCUCGUGGAAUUUCCUGGCGUUUUACUUGACUCUUUUAAGCACAGCUUGUUGGCCCUUCAGAAGAUGCACGAAAAGCCCAACCUUCCUUUCACAAAUCUCCUAGCGCCCAAAGAAGGUUUUUCACCAGACGUGGACGUUGAGUUACCACAGUAUGCAACAAAGCCAGGGUUUACCUUCGACCUGAGCUGCAUUACGAAUGGCAAUUCCCCUCUCAUUGUUGACCCCCGGUCACCCAUAAGCCCACAGGCGCUCUCACUGAAGUCAAGUCUUGAUCUGACACAGUCCGCUGCCCUGCUAAAGACUCUGACUAGGGGAUUAUCGCUCAUACAGGGACCCCCAGGGACUGGAAAGAGCUACACGGGAGAGAAGAUCAUCAAAGUCCUUUUGAAGAGUAGACAGAAAGCAAAGCUUGGCCCGAUUCUUUGCGUCUGUUAUACCAACCACGCCUUGGACCAGCUCCUUGAGCACCUCCUUGACGACGGAACGGAGAGAAUUAUCCGAAUUGGAUCUCGAUCUAAAUCAGAACGGCUCCAAGCAUUGAACCUACGAAGCGUUACUCAAGGACUACUUCGAACCAAGUCAGAGAAAAGCGGUCUCUGGAAUGAGGAACAAGAAAUCCGCGAACAUGUCAAUGAAGGGAAGGAUCUACUCAAAGAACUUGACGAUUGCCAGUCUUGGAAAGCCAUCAAGAACUGGUUAAUUAUUGAGCAACCCAGUCAGCAUGCUGAGCUGUUUGGAGAAGAUCAAGAUGGGUGGCAGACGGUCAUUCACCAGCCAGAAAUGGUCAUUGAUCGGUGGCUCCAAGGUGGAGAACACAACACCACGCAUUCCAGGCCACUCCAACACCUUGAAGGCGCUCAGUUGAGUAGUCUGACUAAGGAUGAGCGAAAACUACUCCAUCGUCACUGGACAAAGUCAAUUAGAGAUCCUAUCAUAGCUAACCUCGGAAGACUCAAUCAAGACUACAACGACGCAAUCAGACGAAGAGACGAGAUCCGUGGCGAUGUUGAUUUGCGCUGUCUCAACGAUGCAGAUAUUGUCGGUGUUACAACAACUGGCUUAGCCAGAAACUUGAAUCUCCUCCGAAAGUUGCGAUGCAAGGUCAUGCUUUGUGAAGAAGCCGGCGAGGUUCUCGAGUCACAUAUCCUCACUGCACUCUUACCCUCCAUAGAGCACGCCAUCUUGAUCGGGGAUCAUCUACAGCUUCGACCUCAGAUACAGAACUUUGAUCUUCAGAGUACAAACCCUCGUGGCAAACAAUACUCGCUCGACGUGUCCUUGUUCGAGAGACUAGUUCAGCCUCCGAAUAAUAAUGACUUGCGGAUUCCUUACAGUAUGCUGGAGACUCAAAGACGGAUGCACCCGUCGAUUGCUGGGUUGAUACGCUCGACUCUAUAUCCUUCGCUAAAUGAUGCAAAGGUUGUAGAGGACUAUCCACAAGUCGUGGGUAUGAAACGUCGUUUGUUCUGGUUCCAUCACGAUCGGCCUGAAAAUUCUGUCGAAAACAGCAGCUCUCUGAACACCUCCCGAUCUAAUAACUUUGAAGUCGAUAUGACGACUGCUCUAGUUUCUCACCUCUCUCAACAAGGCACAUAUCGACCAGGUGAUAUCGCAGUCCUCACACCAUACCUAGGACAGCUCCAGCUCCUGCGCCGUAGGAUGGAAUCCAUGUUUGAGAUUUACGUCAACGAUCGAGAUCUCGAUGACCUCGAGGCCGCUCAGGAUGAGGACAGUGGUGCCAAUAGACCACGCGCCGUUGCUCUCAAUAAAACAACCCUUCUCAAGAGCGUUAGAGUGGCGACUGUCGACAACUUCCAAGGCGAGGAAGCGAAAGUGAUAAUAAUAUCACUGGUCCGAAGCAAUCCGCAAGGAGACUGUGGUUUUCUCAAGACAUCGAACCGCAUCAAUGUUUUACUAUCUCGCGCCAAGCAUGGUAUGUACAUCAUUGGAAACGGAUCCUCAUGCAAGAAGGUUCCCAUGUGGGCAGAUGUGAUGAAGAUGCUGGCUUCGGGACAGAACCUAGGCACCAAACUAGAGUUACAGUGUGCAAGACAUCCAGAUACCCCGAUUCUCGUCUCCCAUCCCGAUCAUUUUAUGCAGUUUUCGCCAGAGAGCGGAUGCAACCUUGCAUGCGACAAGAGACUUUCCUGUGGACACCCUUGCACUGGAAGAUGCCACUCAGAUACUUUACAUCACGCUGUGAAGUGUCUAGCACCCUGUCCUCGACUUAAGAAAGGAUGCGAUCACACUUGUCCACUUCGAUGUGGUGAUGCCUGCCACGCCAGAUGCCUUGCCAAACUUGAGAAUACUAUGCUUGUACUCCCAUGCGGGCAUCUCUUGUCUUCACCCCAAUGUUGGGAGGCCCAAGAUCCAGAUGCCGUUCGCUGUAACGAAAUGGUUACCAAGACCGUACCAGGCUAUGCACUUCUAUCUGUGGAAAUUAUCGAACUUGUGGACAUAGCUGCAAGAGCAGCUGCUUCAAAUGCAACACACGCAGAGACGGAAACUGCCACGGUGAUGCACCCUGUCAACCGUGCGAGGAGCGAUGUGAAGUACGUUGCAGUCACUCUAGGUGCAACAAGUUGUGCUCACUCCAAGUGCACGGCUCCUUGUGCAGCUCCUUGCAAUUCCGUCCCUUGCUCUUUGAGGUGCGUGGCGAUGCUAGACUGUGGUCAUCAGUGCCCGUCCCUUUGUGGAGAGGUUUGUCCGACUUCCAAGUUCUGCCAGCUAUGCGCAACAGAUGAAAUCAAAUCCAUCUGCGUUGACUUCCUCGAGAUGAAAGAGUACAGAGAUAUAGAUCUCGACCAAGAACCCUGCAUUUUCCCAGACUGUGGCCACUUCCUCACCGUCUCGUCCAUGGAUGGUCAGAUGGACAUGGGAGCACACUACAAACUCGACACCAAGGAUCUUCCUGAACGCAUAAUGCGAAGCUCAGAACCCUUUGCGAUAGAAAACAACAACUUGAAAGGCUGUCCAAUAUGUAGAGGACCUCUGCGUAACAUCUCAAGGUACGGUCGCAUUGUGCGUCGCGCGAUGCUUGACGAAGCUACCAAGAAGUUCAUCUCAUGGUCUAAUGCCGAGUAUCUCUCACUUGGUGCAAAACUCAUCACCGAACAGGAGACUAUCGCCGAUAUGAAGCCUAUACCGAUACAGGAUCCAAAGUCUGGGGCAGUCGGUACUUUGGCAACUGGAGGUUCGCGCCAGAGGCAGCUCAAAUGUUUAAGAUCAUAUGUUCCCAAAAGAUAUGACUCUAUUCUCAAGACGCGUAAGAGCAUCACUCUGUACAAUGGGAAAGUUCAAAAAGAAGAGCAGCCAUUUCAGCGCGUCGCAGACCUGGUAAGACACUCCAAUCUUCACCAUGGUGGACAAAACGAGUUUCGAUAUGACGAGUCGGUAAUCCAAGCAAAAGGAUCGCUUCUAGCUUUGACGUUAUUGCUGAAGUGCGAUGUAUUGAUUCUAUCUGACUUCUUUCGGCUGCUACUUGAUCAAAAGUCUCAUCUCGCCAAGCCAGAUGUUAAGCUUGAUUUAUUGCCAUUCAUGCGCGAUUGCGAUAUCCUGAUUGAGCGAGCAAAACGCGCAGUCUAUCCGCGCGAAGAGGUCCAGGGACAUGUCUUUUACGCUCAGCUUUGUGCAUUCUCCCGUUCGCUAGUCUCUACACCACCCAAGGUCUCGGGGCCUGGAACCGAGCCAAUUCUAUCAACACCGACAUCUGAUCCCGACAGAUUAGAUAGGCUCCGAGAUCAAGGUCUUGAUCACGUUCGUCAAGCGAGGAGAAUUCUGGCGGCGAACCAGUCAGCUAACGUUCUCGAAAACGAGAUUAACGCUGCCGAGGAGGCUCUUAACGGUGGAGUCUAUCAUCCUGUUACUGCUGAGGAGCUAAGACAAGUGUACGCGGCGUCGAUGGGAGAAUUAUGGGGGACGGGACAUUGGUAUACCUGUGUGAACGGUCACCCUUUCACUAUCAAUAACUGUGGUAUGGCGAUGGAGGAAGCACAAUGUCCGGAGUGCGGUGCUCGUAUUGGAGGACGGAACCAUGUGUCAGUUGAAGGUGUGAGGCAUGCAGUUGAGAUUGAGGAGAUUGCGAGACAAAUGGAAGACGUCCGACUAUGA
Fusarium sp. VM40 is the source of this 5760-nucleotide messenger RNA. NCBI's taxonomy places the organism in Eukaryota, Fungi, Ascomycota, Sordariomycetes, Hypocreales, Nectriaceae. The record is from the annotation of a GenBank genome assembly.